GUGGACAAUCAAGUUGAGGAAGAAUGGAAAAUGAGUCCAACAGCAGCACCAGUUUCCUCCUCCUUGGUCUCCUGGAGAUGGAAAGAUUCCCACACGUGUACUGUUACCUAUGUAUCUUGGCCUACACCUUCAUCAUCCUCCUGAGCUCCAUGAUCGUACUUGUGAUACUCACAGAGGAGAGCUGCCGGCAGCCCAUGUACAUUCUCAUUUGUACCGUCAUCCUAAACGGCAUGUUCGGCAGCUCCACGUUUUUCCCCAAACUCAUUAUGGACCUUCUUUUGUCCUCCACUAAGAUCUCCCGCACCGGCUGCCUCCUCCAGGUCCUCUGUGUGACAACUUACACCAUCUUUGAGGUUUCUUCUCUAACAGUAAUGGCUUAUGACAGAUACCUGGCUGUGUGCCACCCUUUACACUAUGUCUAUUUAAUGACCAAUGAAAAGGCUCUGAAGUUCAUUGGAGGAGCUUUCAUCUUCUCUUUCACCUCAGUCCUUAUCGCUGUCCUCCUCUCGGCAAGGCUUCCGUUCUGUGGAACUCGUAUCAAAAAUAUCUUUUGUGAUAAUAUGUCCCUGGUCAUCCUGUCGUGUGUGGAUACUUCUGCCAAUACUCUCUAUGGGACAGUAUCCACCACUCUAUUCCUGGCCUUCACUCUAGUGAUGAUCGCCUAUUCCUACCUCCGCAUCUUUAUGGUUUGCCUGAAGGUUUCCAAGGAGGCUUGUGAGAAGGCCAUUCACACGUUGGUGACCCAUCUCAUGAAUUUUUCUAUUUUCCUUAUUGGAGUCUUCUUCAUUUUUAUUCGAUACAGACUAGGAAAUAUCAACUUGCCCAUUGUCAUCCAUGUAUUGCUCUCUGUAACUAUAUUGGUCUUCCCACCUCUUCUCAACCCUAUUAUAUAUGGAAUAAGGACAAAAGCUCUAAAUGUGAAGCUUGUUCGUCUCUUCCGUAAAGGACUUGGAAUAAACCCACAAAUAAACCCAUGAAACACUUGCCAAAGCCCUGAAAC
Messenger RNA from Xenopus tropicalis (tropical clawed frog), 1000 nucleotides. It is a transcript of the gene or65a2, whose product is annotated as olfactory receptor family 65 subfamily A member 2. Gene Ontology annotation, biological process: signal transduction; G protein-coupled receptor signaling pathway. Lineage: Eukaryota; Metazoa; Chordata; Amphibia; Anura; Pipidae. The record is from RefSeq and is a predicted model, not a curated record. Bases 24 to 977 code for a protein of 317 amino acids. Gene Ontology annotation, cellular component: plasma membrane; membrane. Gene Ontology annotation, molecular function: olfactory receptor activity; G protein-coupled receptor activity. The transcript has a single exon.